Rhincodon typus (whale shark) is the source of this 471-nucleotide messenger RNA. RefSeq names its product conserved oligomeric Golgi complex subunit 5-like. Bases 16 to 471 code for a protein of 151 amino acids. Gene Ontology annotation, cellular component: COG complex. Gene Ontology annotation, biological process: intra-Golgi vesicle-mediated transport. NCBI's taxonomy places the organism in Eukaryota, Metazoa, Chordata, Chondrichthyes, Orectolobiformes, Rhincodontidae. The record is from RefSeq and is a predicted model, not a curated record. The transcript has 5 exons.
AGAUUAGUAGAUCGCAUGCGUGAGCGUCUGUCAGGCUCCGCCAACAUGGAAGGAAAUGGAAGUUACCCUGUACGGGACUCGGUCAAGGAAUUGCUUCUGGAUGAAUGCUAUUCGGACUUCUUGAAAGAAGGGUUUGAUGUGAAGACCUAUACUGCUCAAUCCAUUCAUCAAGCAGUUAUAGUUGAACAAUUAGCAAAACUUGCCCAAGGAAUUAGUCAACUUGAUAAAGAACUUCAUAUACAGGUUGUUGCAAGACAUGAAAAUCUUCUCGCUCAAGCUACUGGCAUAGAGUCACUGGAAGGUGUCCUUCAGAUGAUGCAGACCCGGAUUGCUGCGCUUCAGAGCACUGUUGACAGGAUCAGAGGAAAAAUUGUUGAUCCCUAUAACAAGAUUGUUGCUCGUACAGCACAGUUGGCCAGAUUACAGGUAUACUAUUUUGAUGUACACCUGUACAUCAGUAAUGCACAUUAG